AUGCCGGAACUCACCGCGUUCGAUGCAAUCGGUGGAUUACUCAAAGCCUCCACGGGAGGGAUCGCGGUUUUUGGUGUCGGCGCGGUCGGGGUCAUAGGCGUCGCCUCGUUUGCCGCGAACGUGUCCAAACAAUUCAUCAGAGACGGCGGCGAGAAGAAAGAGAAAACGAAAGGGAAAAGGGAAAUUCUGUUGGAGGAACUGAACGCGUUGAAAGAAGGCGAGGACACGUGGGGGAACAGACGAAGGCAGAGGGAAGUUAAAGGAGAGCUGAAGAAGCUCGUGGACGAGAUGUAG
Molecule: messenger RNA, 294 nt
Organism: Bathycoccus prasinos
Lineage: Eukaryota; Viridiplantae; Chlorophyta; Mamiellophyceae; Mamiellales; Bathycoccaceae
Exons: 1
Coding region: 1-294 (97 amino acids)
Source: RefSeq, a predicted model, not a curated record